Molecule: messenger RNA, 2482 nt
Organism: Lytechinus variegatus (green sea urchin)
Lineage: Eukaryota; Metazoa; Echinodermata; Echinoidea; Temnopleuroida; Toxopneustidae
Gene: kat5
Product: histone acetyltransferase KAT5-like
Exons: 11
Coding region: 51-1487 (478 amino acids)
Biological process (GO): regulation of DNA-templated transcription
Molecular function (GO): histone acetyltransferase activity
Source: RefSeq, a predicted model, not a curated record
AUAGCAGCGCAGCGCAGUGGAGUAAUUUUGAGAGAAAACACACAAACAAAAUGGCGGAAAACAAUGAUUCAUCGAUAAAAACUGAAGAUCUGGUGGUUGAAGGAUGCCGCAUGCCUGUAAGAAUGAAGCAAACGGAUGAGUGGCCACUUGGAGAGAUUAUAAGUCGCAAGGACACAGAUGAUGGAGUCUUGUUUUACGUCCAUUACAUCGACUACAACAAGCGUCUUGAUGACUGGGUCACUCUGGAUAGGCUCAACCUGGAGAAACUCCAGAUGCCACAUAAAGAAGCCAAAACUCCACAGAAGGAGGUCCUUACACCGAACUGUAGCUCCAGGGCAUCUACCCCUGAGAGGGAGCUACCUGCCCUCGCCACACCAGCCCUUGCUGCACCAACACCGCCCCCAACGGUGCCUCCAUCUGCACCGGUUGUGGUACAUGUAAAUGGCAAUGUACCCAAGAACAAAGGCAAUCCUGUCGGCAGGAAAAGAAAACUCCCCUUUCUGGAAACAGAGGAAUCUAUGGACAUUUUACGUUUCCAGGAUUCCAUGGACAUCCUAAAUGUGAACGCACCCCGACAAACCGGGAGCAUGGUGACGGACAAGCACCACGAUGACAUCAUCACCCGUAUCAAGAACAUUGAGAUGAUUGUCCUUGGGCGCCACUGUAUACGCCCCUGGUACUUCUCCCCGUACCCCAUUGAGCUGACGAGUAAACCAAAGAUCUACCUCUGUGAGUUCUGUCUCAAGUAUGUCAGGAGUGUUAAGUGCUUGGAGAGGCAUAAGGCAAAGUGCAAACUGAGACAUCCCCCUGGAAAUGAGAUCUAUAGGAAGAACCCCAUCUCCUUCUUUGAAAUCGAUGGUCGGAAAAACAAGGUAUACUCACAGAACCUGUGUCUGCUAGCCAAGUUGUUCCUAGAUCACAAGACACUGUACUACGACACAGAUCCAUUCCUCUUCUACGUCAUGACUGAGUUUGACAGCAGAGGCUAUCAUAUUGUUGGCUACUUCUCGAAGGAGAAGGAAUCAACAGAAGACUACAAUGUCGCAUGUAUUCUCACUCUACCUCCAUACCAAAGGAAGGGGUUUGGUAAACUACUUAUCGAAUUCAGUUACGUGCUGUCUCAGUUCGAAGGCAAGACAGGAUCUCCAGAGAAACCCCUGUCUGAUCUAGGACUACUGUCUUACAGGAGCUACUGGUCUCAGGCCAUCUUAGAAUGCAUCCUCAAGCUACCCAAGCCUCCUGAUGGCGAGAGGCCACAGAUCACAAUCAGUGACAUCUGUGAGUCCACAAGCAUCCGCAAAGAGGAUGUGAUAUACACCCUGUGCAACCUGAACCUGAUCAACUACUACAAGGGUCAGUACGUCAUCACCCUGGCAAAGGAUGUGGUAGAUGCUCACCAGAAGGCAAUGAGCAAGCGGAAGAUCCGCAUCGAGCCGAAGUGUCUGCAUUGGACACCCAAGGACUGGUCCAAAAGAGGGAAGUGGUGAUGGCUUGAUGGGAAUGUCAGGACAGCCAAAAGACACUGUGAAGAUGAUUGUGAGUUGCUUAUUUAUGGGAUUCUUUCACCUAACCCUUAGAAUGAUGUAAGAGGUGGAAGUGACAAUGUCAUCAACCUGCCCAAGGAUGUGAUUGCUGCUCAUCUGACAGCAAUGAGCAAGCGGAAGAUCCGCAUUGAGCCAAAGUGUCUGCAUUGGACACCCAAAGACUGGUCCAAAAGGGGGAAUUGGUGAUGGCUUGAAGGGAAUCUCAGGAGAGCCAAGAGACAUUGUGAAGAUGACAUGUUUUGGGGAUUCUUGCGCUUACCCUAAGUACUUGCAGUAGAUGCCCUAGUAAUUUAAGUGGUAGAAGUGACAAUGUCAUCAACCUGGCCAAGGAUGUGAUAGCUGCUCAUUUGACAGCAAUGAGCAAGUGGAAGAUCCGCGUUGAGCCACAGUGUCUGCAUUGGACACCUAAGGUCUGGUCUAAGAGGGGGAAGUGGUGAUGGCUUGAUAAAAAUGUCAGGACAGCCUAGAGACAUGAAGAUGAUAAUGGGUAUCUUAUUUAUUGGAUUCUUGUGUAAGAAUCUGCACUAUACACCCAAGCAUUGUUCAGUAAGAAGAAUGUGGCUAUGGCUUGAUGGUAAAAAGAGAGGUUAUCUAUGUUGGGUCAACCAAGAGACAUUGUGAAGAUGAUAGUGAUGAGUUCCUUAUUUAUAAGAUACUUGCUCUUACCUUAACUCUAAACAGACGGGGGGGUAUAUGUUCUGGAUGACAAAUUAGGUAAAUUGCUGAUUGGUCUACAUCCACUUCAUCUCACAUGGUCUAAUCCUAAUUCGUCUACAACUGGUUUGCCUAACCAUUAGAUCUAAUUGCCAUUUACAAAAAAAAGACAAUUUUUGUCUAAUUCCCCAUAAGAUUAUACACAUUUCUUCUUAUUUCCACUUAAGCAAGUAACACUUGUCUAUAUGAGUAGAAGAACUGUUAGUGAAUCAGAUUUUAAUUUU